Molecule: messenger RNA, 1138 nt
Organism: Aphanomyces astaci
Lineage: Eukaryota; Oomycota; Saprolegniomycetes; Saprolegniales; Verrucalvaceae
Exons: 1
Coding region: 91-1110 (339 amino acids)
Molecular function (GO): protein binding
Source: RefSeq, a predicted model, not a curated record
GUUUGACUUCACAAUCGAAAUCCAAUCUUGUCGGCCAAGGCUCCCACAGCCGCCUGCCUUUCCGUCCUCGCGCCUCCAUCGUCCUUCAUCAUGGCUGCUACGUCCGACAUUGUAUUGCGAUCCUUCGAUUUACUCGGAUGUGUGUUCGAUUACCAACGAGGGCUGCAUCAAGACAUGCUCCCGUUCCAACACGUCAUGCCCGCGCUUACCGCGAUCUCCGACGGGCAGUUCUCCAUCCAAGAGCAGGAUUUCGAAACCCUGCAUGCUGUUCUCGCCCCAUGGUACAAGACGCACGACAUUUCACGACUCGCCAAGCUCUGGGUCGACCUGCCGCUGUUGCAGGAGUCCAUUGUGAUCCACGCGUGUCUCUACGGCCACGUCGACGUCCUCGCCUUCCUUUUCUCUCGUUCUUUGAUGUUGUCGGAUCGAUGGAGCACCAAGAUGGCUAUGGAUGUUGCCGCGCGCAGUGGACACGUCGACGUGCUGGCCUUUCUCCAUGCCCAUCUCCCCACCGAUGCUCAUUGCACCGUAAAGGCGAUGAAUUGGGCGGCCAAGUUCAACCACCUCCACGUGUUGAAGUGGCUGCACGUCCACACGUCGGCCGGUGCUACCUUCAUGGCUAUGAAUUACGCGGCGGAGGGCGGUCAUUUGGAGGUCGUACAGUGGUUGCAUACCCAUCGGAACGACGGCUGCACCUCCGACGCGAUGGACGACGCGGCGUUGAAUGGACAUUUGAAAGUGGUGCAAUUCCUGCAUGAACACCGGACCGAAGGAUGCACGUCCGACGCGAUGGACGGCGCCGCCGCGGAAGGCCAGCUGGAAGUGGUCGAGUGGCUGCAUGCGAAUCGCAGCGAAGGGUGCACGGAAGACGCAAUGGACGAGGCGAGCGAAGGAGGGCAUUUGAAAAUUGUGCAAUUCCUGCACCAACAUCGGUCCGAAGGAUGCACGGAAGCGGCGCUGACGGAGGCGGCGAAGGAAGGACAUUUGGAAGUGGUGAAGUUUCUACUGGAUCACCGUGACGAGUGCGACGUGGACGAAGCCAUGGAAUUCGCCAAGAAGGCCGGGCGACGACACGUGGUGGCGUACCUGAGGGAACAAAUGGCGACGUAAUAGUAAUAUAUAUUCGAGGAUGGAUUGA